CUGCGUGUGGACAUGUAUCGUCUGCCCCUUUCCUCCCUCCUCCUCUUCCUCCUCGUGGACCGGACCCCUGCGGACAGCCUUCAGGAGGGCAUGAGGGACCUUCACUCGCGCUUCUCUCUGUCUCUGUACCAGUCUCUGAGCUCCGGACUGAACCAGACAAACCUCAUCGUGUCCCCCCUCUCUGUGGCUCUGUCUCUGGGGCUGCUGCAGCUCGGGGCACGGGGGAACACGCUAACUCAGCUGGAGGAGACUCUCGGAUACAAUGUUCAGGACCCUCACGUUCGGGACUUCUUGCUGCUCUCUGGCUCCUCCCUGAACUCCUCCGAGGGGGUGAAACUGCUCCAGACCUGCUCCCUCCUGGUCCACUCCUCUGUGCUGGUACAAAGAGACUUCCUCCACUCCGCAGCAUCGUGGUUCAACGUCAACGUGGUCCAAGCUAACCUCCAGAGCCCCAGGAGAGAGAGGCCGGAGCGCAGGAAUGAUGAGCCGUGGCCGUUGUCUGGAAGCAGCAGCAGUGGAGAGCUCUCGGGCUCCGGGGACCCUCAGCCCUCUGACUCCCCCUGGUGGCCGUCGUGGGUACAGAUGGCGCUGGUGAAUACGGUCAGCUUCAGAGGGGCGUGGCAGAAACAGUUUGUCUUCACGCACACUCAGAACCUCCCCUUUCUGCUCUCCAACGGCACCACCAUCAAAGUGCCCAUGAUGCACCAGGCCUCUGACGUCAGAUUUGGUCAGUUCCGGACAGGCGCAGAGCAGAGGUACACCGUCUUGGAGCUCCCGUACUUGGGCCAGUCCCUGAGCCUCCAGCUGGUCCUGCCCUCAGACCGCAGGAGCCCUCUGGGGCCUCUGGAGGAGCAGCUCGGGCCCCGGCACAUCUGGAGCUGGGACGCAGGACUCAGGAAGACCAGGAUGGACAUCUUUAUACCAAGGUUUAAAAUGCAGAAUCGGUUCAACCUGAAGUCUGUGUUACCUGUGAUGGGAAUCAGCGACGCUUUCAACCCGACGACCGCCGAUUUCUCCCGGAUCUCAGAGGAGGGCCUGUACGUGUCUGACGCGUUUCAUGACGUGAGGAUAGAAGUGACUGAAGACGGAACCAAAGCGGCGGCAGCUACAGCGAUGGUGCUACUGAAGCGAUCACGAGCUCCAGUUUUUAAGGCAGAUCGACCAUUUUUGUUCCUACUACGACACAGUAAAACAGGUUCAAUCCUGUUCAUGGGCCGAGUGAUGAACCCGGUCGACCAAUCAUCUUGAGUCUUUUCUCCUCUAAGCCCCGCCCCCCACAUUUUCACACUGGUAUUUAUUCUGACUCCAGGAAGAGGGACUUUAUUUUUGUACAGAUCUGUAAAUAAAAUUUUACUACAUGUUUUUACAA
Messenger RNA from Periophthalmus magnuspinnatus, 1369 nucleotides. It is a transcript of the gene serpine3, whose product is annotated as serpin peptidase inhibitor, clade E (nexin, plasminogen activator inhibitor type 1), member 3. The transcript has 8 exons. Gene Ontology annotation, biological process: negative regulation of endopeptidase activity. Lineage: Eukaryota; Metazoa; Chordata; Actinopteri; Gobiiformes; Gobiidae. The coding region runs from base 13 to 1248 and encodes 411 amino acids. Gene Ontology annotation, molecular function: serine-type endopeptidase inhibitor activity. The record is from RefSeq and is a predicted model, not a curated record.